Molecule: messenger RNA, 1438 nt
Organism: Dendroctonus ponderosae (mountain pine beetle)
Lineage: Eukaryota; Metazoa; Arthropoda; Insecta; Coleoptera; Curculionidae
Product: 26S proteasome non-ATPase regulatory subunit 6
Exons: 3
Coding region: 121-1368 (415 amino acids)
Biological process (GO): proteasome-mediated ubiquitin-dependent protein catabolic process
Source: RefSeq, a predicted model, not a curated record
AAUCCGCGAUACCAAGUAGUUGAACCAUAGAUCCAAAAAUAAUUUCCUUAUUAUUCACACUUUGGACCUUAUCCUUUUGGAUUGACAGGCGUCAAUGAAAGCUCAAUCGAUGCCAGUGUUAUGUUAUUAACAAAAAUGGAAGAACUAAAUUCAUCCAGUGAUGAAGCAAUAUUUUACGACGCCGUAAGCAAGGCAGAUUUUGAUCAAGCCAAUAACAGCAACAUCGAAACAUUGAAGAAUCCUGAUUUAGAAAUUGCCCAACUCGAGUUCUGGCUGCGACUACCAGAGUUUCUCGAUGACGAAUCAAAACGCAACAAAUUGCUUGAAUGCAUUACGAAGAACAAUAUGGCACCGUACUAUCAGCACGUAUGCAGCACAUUGAACUGGACGGUUAACACGACUCUUUUAAAUGAAAUGAGAGACGCCAAUUCUAAAGCCUUGCAGUCUUUUGAAGAUGAAAUCGAAUACGCCUGCAUCCAUUCGGGUGCCAUCGACAUCAAGCAGGCAUACUUGAAUAAAGCUAAUUAUUUAAGCAAAAUAGGCGAUAAGGAGAACACGAUACAGACACUCAGUCAGGCUUAUGCGAAUACGGUGGAUUUCGGCUCCAAAUUGGAUAACGUGUUUCACUGCAUCAGGAUCGGAUUGUUCUUCAGCGAUUUACCUCUGAUUAGAAGCAAUUUAUUGAGGUGUGAGGAUCUUAUUGAGGAAGGACCCGAUUGGCACCAUCGAAACUGCUUCCGAAUAUACCAAGGUUUACACGCUAUUGCUACCAGAGACUUUUCCACAUCCUGUGAACUGUUCACAAGUUCAAUCGAAACCUUCGUCUGCACGGAAGUGAUUUCAUUCGAUCAAUUUAUCAAAUACACCGUCCUUUCUGCCAUGAUCAUCCUCAAUAGGAGCGACUUGAAGAAGAAAAUCAUUUCCAAUCCCGACGUGCUGCAGGCGAUGCAUUGCAACAAUUCCUUGAAAGAAUUCGUGUUCACUUUCUACCACAGCGAAUAUAAGAAGUUUUAUCAAGCCUUGGCUGAAGUAGAAGCGGACAUGAAACGGGACAUGCUCCUAUAUCCGCAUUAUCGGUUUUACGUAAGGGAAAUGAAGAUCAAGGCCUGUGAUCAGUUGUUAUCAAGUUACAUAUCGUUGAAGAUCUCGUAUAUGGCCGAUCAGUUUGGGGUGAGUGAAGAUUAUGUGGAGGACGACAUCAGCCACUUUAUUGCCUCGAAGAGGCUGAAUUAUAAAAUUGAUAAAAUUAGCGGACAGAUCGUUAAUAUCCGAAGCCAUGGAAGGGCGGGGAUGUUUGAGAAUCUAAUUAAACAAGGUGAUUUGCUGAUAAAUCGGAUUGACAAAUUAAGUAGGAUUAUUGAUAUUUGAUCAUGUUCUACAGGGUGUUUCAGAAAGCUUGCAGCAACUUCCAAAUAAACACGAAAUAUUAAUUAGUCUA